Ostrea edulis (European flat oyster) is the source of this 516-nucleotide messenger RNA. RefSeq lists its product as uncharacterized. The record is from RefSeq and is a predicted model, not a curated record. NCBI's taxonomy places the organism in Eukaryota, Metazoa, Mollusca, Bivalvia, Ostreida, Ostreidae. The transcript has 6 exons. Bases 133 to 516 code for a protein of 127 amino acids.
GUUAGCUGUACCAACUUUAAGAAGGGCUGUACAACGGAUUACUUCAAAAGUGCUGAUCUGUAUAAAUAUCCAGCCUGUCAUCAAAUUAAUACCCAAGAUCGAUGCUAUUAUGAAGAUCCAACCUGUCCAAAUAUGGAGACAACGCCUUUCUCGAAUGAGACGUUCACUUCAACACCCAGAAAUAUAUCGAAUAUCACAGACACAACCUUUAAUUCUACCAUGAACACAGCCAUUCAGUCUGAUGACAAUGUCCUGAAGGCAAUACUAACAGGCAGUUUUGCUGGAGUCAUCGUUCUUGUUCUUGCAAUCUUUCUAUUUUGGAUAGUCCGUUUGAGGAAAAGGAACAGAGCUAGAAAAGAUGGACAAAGCGAAGAAGAAAUUUCAAAUGAACUUGAAAGGUUUAUCAAUGCAGAUACGGACAUACGACGCAGCACUUCACCGAUAGGAAUAGCACCUGGAUUAGGGAAUUACAGUAUGUGGGGAAAACAUUUAUCAGACGAUGCUGUGUUUGGAUAA